Lodderomyces orthopsilosis Co 90-125 is the source of this 2352-nucleotide messenger RNA. RefSeq lists its product as uncharacterized. The transcript has a single exon. The record is from RefSeq and is a predicted model, not a curated record. Lineage: Eukaryota; Fungi; Ascomycota; Pichiomycetes; Serinales; Debaryomycetaceae. The coding region runs from base 1 to 2352 and encodes 783 amino acids.
AUGAGAGUGAGUCAAGUGACAUCAACUCUUUUAUCACUUUUUGCCGCGGGUGUUUUGGCUUACGAUCAAAAUUUCAAACUUAGAGCUACAAUCAAUGACGUUGAACUAUAUGUACAAAUUAACCCGGAGACUCAAUAUGCUGAGUUUAUUGCCGCUGAUAUUGAUCAAAGAUUUAGAUUCAAUGACGAAAAUGAAUUGAUUUUGAACGAUGAUCAAUCGACCUUGAUUGGUAUAACUCCAGCUGAUCUUGUUUUCAAAACUUAUCCAAUAAGUGAGGAUUUGGGGAUUGAUAACUCGUGGACACUUUCAACUAAUGAAGAAGGUGAUGAAAUCUUGGUCUAUAAUACGCCAAUUUUUGCUUGUGGCGAUGCAGCUCCAUAUACAAUUACUAUCAAUGAAGAAGUUGGUUGUGCUGCUUUUGGUGAUUUGGUCCGUUUUGAUACCGCCUUGAAUGAAGAAGCAGUUACUGAACCGGAAGAAAUUGUUGAACCUACUGAUCCAGAAGAACCAACCGACUCAGUUGAACCUACUGAUCCAGAAGAAAUUGUUGAACCUACUGAACUUACUGAGCCUACUGAGCCUACCGAGCCUACUGAUCCAGAAGAACCAACCGACCCAGUUGAACCUACUGAUCCAGAAGAACCAAUUGAACCUACUGAACCAGAAGAAAUUGUUGAACUUACUGAUCCAGAAGAAAUUGUUGAGCCUACUGAACCAGAAGAACCUACUGAGCCCACUGAGCCUACUGAUCCAGAAGAAAUUGUUGAACUUACUGAUCCAGAAGAAAUUGUUGAGCCUACUGAACCAGAAGAACCUACUGAGCCCACUGAGCCUACUGAGCCUACUGAGCCUACCGAGCCUACUGAUCCAGAAGAAAUUGUUGAACCUACUGAGCCUACUGAGCCUACUGAGCCUACUGAACUAGUUGUGCCAGCCGAGGUUUCUCUUCCUACUGAUUUUGUCAAUUCAGAAGAGUCAUUUGAAAUUGUCGCUCUUAUUUCCGGAAGUUUGGAAGCUAUCACUUCUAAUGGCACUCACAUCACUAUUACCAAUGGAGAAGCUGUACAAUUUGUCAUCGAAGAUGGUUUCUUGAAGGUUGGUGAAGAUCGAUACGUAAAAAUUGAGGAUGACGGACUUUUAUCCAUUGCUGCAUUGGCAAAUGCUACUUCGGGAUGGAGUAUGGAAGGAAAUGUACUUGAGUUUGUAACUGCUUUGAAACGUCGUUCUGUUACGAAACGUGAUGAACCUGUUCCAUUCGCAGUUUGUGAAGCUGAUGUUGGAUACGUUGUUUACGCUGGUACUGGUGCUGGUUGUGAACCAAUUGAAGUUGCUGCUCGUCAAGUUGAAGGUGAAGUUGAGCCUACUGAACCUACUGAACCUACCGAACCUACCGAACCUACUGAAGGUACUGAGCCAACUGAGCCAACUGAAGGUACCGAACCAACUGGAGGCACUGAACCAACUGCAAGUGCCGAGCCGACUGAUGUUACUGAAGCACCUGAACCAACUGAAGAGCCCACGUCUUAUACUACCAGAACAGUUGACGUGCUUGUGACUGUUACCGAGUGUGACGAAAACUCAUCUUGUACUGAAAAGGUUGAAACUUCCCAAUCACUCGAGGCUGCUAUUACUGAUGCUCCGGACAGCAUUCUUACCACAUUGACCCAAGAAACUACUGUUACUAUCACUUCAUGUGAAGAUGAUAAAUGUGCCGAAGCCGUUACUGUUCAAAAGACUGUCAUAACUACCUACUGCCUUGAAUCAUAUGUAACUGAAACCGUUGUUAUCCCAUGUACCACCGACGUUACUUAUACUGUUGAGGAAUGUUCUACUGAUGACAAAUGUGAUGUUUAUACUACCGAAAUACAUACAACCAGUUACACUACUGUCACCUUGACUACUUAUUUGGUUCUCACUGAAGAAGGUCAAGCUGAAGCUACUGAAGCACCAGCUGAGGAAGAACAUGAUGAAGUAGCAUUCGAGGAAGGUGCCUUAGAGGAAGAAUCAGUGGAAGAAGCUGCCACAGAGGAAGAAGCACAAGAAGAGGCUGCUCCAGAGGAAGUCGCUCCGGAAGAAGCUAUGCCAGAAGAAGUUGUUCCAGAAGAGGCUGCUCCAGAGGAAGUCGCUCCGGAAGAAGCUAUGCCAGAAGAAGUUGUUCCAGAAGAGGCUGAACAAAGCGAAGCUCUUGCUGGUGUCGCAUCAGAGCAAGGAGCCCCAGAAGAACAACAACAAGUUGACAGUGAAGUAGCUACAGAGAUGAUUGAAGCUCUUGAAAACAGUGGUGCAACGAAUGCCUUGAACUUGAAAGCUUUGGCUGGUGUUGUUGCUAUUAUGAUUCCAAUGUUCUUGUAA